Molecule: messenger RNA, 1440 nt
Organism: Phytophthora sojae
Lineage: Eukaryota; Oomycota; Peronosporomycetes; Peronosporales; Peronosporaceae
Exons: 3
Coding region: 1-1440 (479 amino acids)
Source: RefSeq, a predicted model, not a curated record
AUGACCAAGCAGCAAGCGCCGUGCGCUUACGGUGGAUGUGAGGUCCUGGGCGACGAGGAGCUGGUCGCCGAGCCUUGCACAGCCUGUCAGAAGCCCAUCCACCACUUCUGCUCCAAUGCGCUUCGCGAUGGGGACCUGGACGUGCGCGUGUGCUCGAUUAUCUGCCGCAACCGAUGCGCGAAGGCUCCAGCUGCCUCCGAGACGUCCAAGGCCCACAGCUCCAAGCGAAAGAAGCCUACGCGUCAGACUCGGUCUAAAUCCGCUCCACGCGCAGGCAAGACGUUGAAAGCACCGGACAACUCCGAAGCUGGUCAACAACAAGCUCAACAACCACUUCGUGUCCAUGAUGAGGGGUUUGAACUCGCUGCUGGGUGUGCUAGUGCCAGCUCCAGCGUCUCGCUAGCAGCCACCACCAACGCAGCCCCAUCAGGACCAGUAAUUCAAGUCGGAGGUGUCGCUCACAAGCGCCGAGUUGGCUCGCAUGAUGCUGUGAGACUCCAAAGCAUUCUCGACCAAGAUUUGGAUGAAUCAGAUGAAACCAGAGCUGACCGUGAACACGAGACCCGUGAGCGUGACGGUGAGCGCGGCUCAGCUGAUAAACAAAGCCCCAGUAAGAACAAGGCUAAGAACAACAGCAAAAAGGAGAAGAACGCCAAAAAGAAGCCCAAGAAGUUUUUCUUCACGCAAGAAGCCGAACUCGCGCUGUUCAAGGAGAUGCUCAGCGUUGAACCUUACGCCACCGAACAUGGGUUCAAGAAGCAACGCUACCAAGCAAACCGUUUGGAGCUGCUGCUCUCCGAGUUCAUGCUCGACGAUCAAUCGUACCUAAAGAAAUCGGGGGUUUCUGAGCAGUAUACAGAGCACAAGCGGCUUCUUCAAGAUAUCUCGGACCGCAUCCGCGAUGUGGAGGAGGAAAAGAAGAAGAAAAACAAGAAGAAGAAAGACAAAGCAGCGGCACUGCAAACACAAGGUGAAAUUCUGCGUGACCAAGCUGUGAAGCGUAGAAGCGAGAGAGAUAACGCGGCGACGGGAGAAGCUGAAAGUGAUGAGGGUGCUGAGGAUUGUUCUGACACUGGAGACACUUCGAGACAUGCACCACCACCGGCUCAAGGAACGACAAAGCCUAUCGCGAACUCAGCAGGAAUAAUGGGCGCUUUCAUGGUGUUUCAAUCUCAGAACCGUGCCGACAACAAACAGUUUCAACGUAAACAACUUGAGCUCCUGGAGAACAAGUCGAGCGCGGAAGCUAGUAGAUGGGAACAAGAAUUCAGCUUCAAGAAGAAACAGCAAAUGAUCGGCCAAACCCGAUGGAAGGACGAGCUCAAGCUUCGCAGAGAAGAAAUGCAACUCCGCCGAGAUGAACUGCAGCUACUGAGAGAUCAGUUUGAAGCCCAGCAACGUGUCCGCGGUGUUGCCCAGCCGGAAUUCCGACUCGAGUAA